GCUCUGCUGCCUCUUUCUGGGCGCCGGAUCCCGCCUCGCAACCUGGGGCCGUCUUCUUCCUUCCCGCACCACCGGGCUACCUUGAGACUGUCCGAGAAGUUCAUCCUGCUGCUGAUUCUCAGUGCCUUCAUCACCUUGUGUUUCGGGGCCUUCUUCUUCCUCCCGGACUCCUCGAAGCACAAGCGCUUCGACCUGGGCUUGGAAGACGUCUUGAUCCCCCACGUGGACACCGCCGGCGAAGGAGGGAAGAAUGCGGGCGCCUACUUGAUCCACGGGCAAGGCCACGACCAGCACAGGCACCGGGAAGAAGAAGAACGCUUGAGAAAUAAAAUUCGUGCAGAUCAUGAAAAGGCUCUAGAAGAAGCAAAAGAGAAACUGCAGAAGUCACGGGAUGAGAUCCAAGCGGAAAUUCAGACCGAGAAAAAUAAGAUCCUGAAGGGUCUGAAGACCAAAAGCAGCAAGCCUCUGCCACCAGUCCCAGUGCCAAAUAUUGUAGGAAUAAAAAGUGGCGAUCCUUUGGACCCAGACAUCCUAGAAAAAAGAGAUAAAAUCAAAGAGAUGAUGAAACAUGCUUGGGAUAAUUAUCGACAAUAUGGAUGGGGACAUAAUGAACUGAAACCUAUUGCCAGGAAAGGACAUUCCACCAACAUAUUUGGAAAUUCUCAGCUGGGUGCUACUAUAGUAGAUGCGUUGGAUACCCUGUUCAUUAUGGGCCUUCAUGAUGAAUUUAGAGAAGGGCAGGAAUGGAUUGACAAUCACCUUGAUUUCAGUGUGAAUUCAGAGGUGUCUGUCUUUGAAGUCAACAUCCGCUUCAUUGGUGGCUUACUUGCAGCCUAUUAUCUGUCAGGACAGGAAGUGUUCAAGAUAAAAGCAGUGCAGCUAGCAGGGAAACUUCUUCCAGCCUUCAACACACCCACAGGAAUUCCUUGGGCAAUGGUGAAUCUAAAAAGUGGCGUAGGUCGCAAUUGGGGUUGGGCUUCUGCUGGCAGCAGCAUCUUGUCAGAGUUUGGGACACUUCAUAUGGAAUUUGUACAUCUCAGCUACCUGACUGGCAACCCUGUCUACUAUGAAAAGGUAAUGCACAUUCGUAAGCUGCUUCAAAAAAUGGACCGCCCUAAUGGGCUUUAUCCAAACUACUUGAAUCCGAGGACUGGACGGUGGGGGCAGCAUCACACGUCCAUGGGUGGUUUGGGAGAUAGUUUCUACGAAUACUUGCUGAAAGCCUGGUUGAUGUCCGAUAAAAUGGACGUGGAGGCAAGGAAAAUGUAUGAUGAUGCUAUUGAGGCCAUAGAGAAGCAUCUCAUCAGGAAGUCCAACGGAGGUCUAACGUUUAUUGGAGAGUGGAAAAACGGGCACCUUGAGAGAAAAAUGGGGCAUUUAACAUGCUUUGCUGGGGGAAUGUUUGCACUUGGAGCAGAUGGUUCCCGAGAUGAUAAGGCUGGGCACUACCUUCAGCUGGGUGCAGAGAUUGCACAUACCUGUCAUGAAUCGUAUGACAGGACAACAUUAAAAUUGGGUCCAGAAGCUUUCAAAUUUGAUGGCGGUGUUGAGGCAGUAGCAGUGCGACAGAAUGAAAAAUACUACAUUUUAAGACCAGAGGUGAUUGAGACCUAUUGGUAUAUGUGGCGAUUCACCCAUGAUCCCAAAUACAGACAGUGGGGCUGGGAGGCAGCACAGGCCAUUGACAAAUACUGCCGAGUGAGUGGUGGAUUUUCAGGAGUCAAGGAUGUCUAUGCUUCAGCUCCUACCUACGAUGAUGUACAGCAAAGUUUCUUUCUUGCUGAAACGCUAAAGUAUUUGUAUUUGCUGUUCUCGAAUGAUGACCUCCUACCUUUGGAUCAUUGGGUUUUUAAUACAGAAGCUCACCCCCUGCCUGUUUUACAUCUAGCAAACACAACACUUUCAGGAAAUCAUGCAUAUCGAUAGAAACUGUUCCAGGACAAAGACAAAAUACUUUAUUUAGCUGUGUUUUGUUUACAUGGACCACUUAAGGCUUGAGAGAAGACUGGCAUCAGUUACAUUUAUCAAGACCUUUGAAUCAACAGAGAGGAUGAAAACUGCGCUCUUAAGCAUGUAAAUAAAUUUAAAAAUUCCAUUUUUAUACAUGACCAAAACAAUCUAGUGCAGUGUGUGUCAGAAAGAGACCUUGUAUUUUUGCAGUUGAAUGGUGAAGCAUGAUGUUCAAAGAUUCAAAGGCUAAGGGAACAUGUUUCCUGCCCAGCAACAGGAAUGAGUUGCAGCAGCUGCUACUAUGGUUGUAGUGAGCAGAACCCUGCCCAGAUCAUGUGGAUUCCUGAUAUUUGUCCUUUUCUUUUUCUUUUGAGGAUGGCACGAGCAAAGCAAUGACCAUCAACAAAAGUGCACUAAUAGUUUCCAGAUUUGAAGCUUUUCUGUUUUGAAUUUUCUACUUUUCUUCAGUCCCUUGAGACUGGCAGCCAUUCCCAGUGCCUCUUGAGACCCUUGCCUCUUUUUAUUAUUGAUGAUGACGAUGAUGGCAACGACAGUGAUCAAUUAUUUGUCCUUGUUUCUUGGUAAAUGGGAUUAUGGAGAGGAUCAGCACCUUCUCUCAGUCUGUCAUUUUAAGAUUUGGAAAGCUUCAUUCACUUGAGAAUUGUUUCUUACACGAUCAUGACAGAAGUGCCCAGUGUUGUUUACCACUUGGUCAAGAUUUUUGUCAACUAAGUUGCAAUAACUUACAUUUGUCUGUGAAACGGAGUUUCAUUAAGAUCUCACUUUUUUCAUAUGGUAUUCAAAAAUUGAAGAACCAUCCGGUAAGAGAUGUUCUUUACAUGUCUUGCAUCGUCUGAAUAAGACUGUAACCUGGGUAUAACGGUGCUUGUUUUUUGGGGUAUUUUCUAAAAGCUGAAGUGUGAGGAUACAUACAUCAGCCUUUAUGUACACAGUAAAAAUCCUACCAUUUGAUCUCCAGUCAACUGGAAAAUUGACAUUCAGUGGCCUCCGUGGUAGCAGAGGACAGAUCAAUAGCAAAUUGACAGUGAAUUUUACUUUGCAAUACAUUCUUGUCAUUAUUAGAUCUCAGUGACAACAGCUGGAGAAACUGCUUCUUUCAUUUCUAAAAAUGGAUCUGUCAAACCACACCACCCCUCCCCUCCUAGUUAAAGAGAAGAUUUGGGCAUCAUUUUUUUUUCUGAGCAGGAUUAAAAAACUUUGUGUGAAUAAUAUUCAUGUAUAUUGAAAUCUCAUUUCCUCACAAAUACUGGCAACAAGCCUUUAUUUUUUUGUUGGUAUGCAUACUUUUUGAAAGAGUGCUGAAAUCCAAAUGCUGCUUAGAAGUAAACCUGCGUUGACCAAGUUAUCUCACUGGGACCUUAUCAUGCCUCAAGGACAUAACAGAUUUGCAACUCAGCAAACCAUUUGACAAACAUAAGAUUCUAUUGCAGUGGAAGAUGCAUUAAUUGAUUUUUCAUCGACCGUAUUCCUAUGGUACUGAAUCCUGCACCCAGUUUGUAUUGACACAUCUAUCUAUAGCUAGACCUCUGUGAAUCUAUUUGCCCAGGAUCAUGCUGCAUUCUAAUGUGAAAUACAGUAACUUGUGAAUGUUUUUAGCUCACAUGGUUGCAAAGAUAGACCUAAAAGCGUCUUGAAAGUUUUAAUGGAGUACUUAUAAUAGAUGUGGAAUCUGAGUUGAAUUUCAGGUAUCAGGCAAUAAGAUUUCUUCAGUUGCACAGCACAUUUACCAAACAGCUCCCAUACCCUCUAUCCUUUCUUUUAAUGUCCCUUCAAAUCUGUUUUUGGAUAUUUCUGUACCCUAAUUUUCCUACCCAAUCCCUCAAUAAAAUGAAAAUUCUAAAUUCCACAUGAAAGAAGGAAGUAAUAUAUUCAAAUUAAGUUCAUGUGCAGUUUGAGAUAAAGUCCAGGUGUAGAAUUUGGAAUAUUUGAAACUUAGAAUUUUAGAACCAUUAUUCUACCGUAGAACUGAAAGUAGGAAACCUGUCUCCACCAGCUGCUGAUACUGAUUUGGUUGUUCCCAAUUUGAGACUUGAGUUUUCAUUGAAACCAGUGGCAAUACUCUAAUGCCUGAUGUUUGAAGUAUUUAUUUUGCUGAAAAGUAACAUAGGAGAUGUGAUUAAAAUGAUUCUCAAUUGAAACAGUAUGAAAUUGGUUUUGGAAUUAGCUGGAAUUUUCUCAGCCACUUCAUAUGAAUGGAAACAGUGUAUAGAGAACAUACUCUUAGGUCCUUGUGCUUUAAACCAGUGGUUCUUAACCUUGGGUUAUUCAGGUGUCUUUGGACUGCAACUCCCAGAAGCCUUCACCACCAGCCGUGCUGGCUGGGGUUUCUGGGAGUUGCAGUUCAAAAACACCUGAGUAACACAAAGUUAAGAACCAAUGCUUUAAACCACCACAUUAUAGUAAUAUCUUGUUUGCUGUGUAGCAGCUCCUCCAUUUUUCCUUUUCUGUUUACUUUGAAAUCUUUCAAAGUUCAGUUUCUGAUCACAGUUUGCCACAGAUUUAAGUUUACUUCUUAUGGUGGUUCUCCCUACUGACUUACCAGUAAGCAUGAGUGCAUGAGUACAUUUAUUAAAACCUUUGGAGAGAAGACGAAUUGAGAUCUAUUGUUUGCUGUAGAUCUGAUGCCAGCUUUGGUUCCUCACUAGUUAGCAGAAGGCAACCUUAGCACAACAUUGUGCCGGACAAUGAAUGGAUUAGAAGAUCCCACAAGCCUGGUCUGUUUCCCCCUGAAGUAAAAUAUGUGAAAAGAAAUUAUAAUGGGCUAGCAAGACUACAUCAUGUCUAUUAAUUAAUUACAGUGCCAAGAAGGGAUUUUUUAAAAAUGGCAUGGCAUAGUAAUGAGAAUCAGUUUGGUAUAGUGGAUACAGUGAUGCACUAGGAUUCAGGAGACCUGGGUUCAAAUCCCCAUUUGGCCAUGAAAAUGGGCAUAGGAUGUAGCCAGUAAAACCACACCUUAAAUAUCUCAUGUACCUUGAACAUUUUGUUAGAGACCCCAUAAAUCCAAUGUGACUUGAUGGCACAUAACACCAACAAAAUAAUUAGCUCAUGUGCAGUGGUAAUCUGGGGUGAGGGAGAAAAUGAUGUUUAAUUCCCCACUCUGUCAUAAUCAGUAGUACCCUGAAAGGGGCACAGGUCAAGGAACACAUUUCUUGACAUAAUUCAGGUAAGUUUGAUGAUGUUAGCAAGAAAGGAAAAGAAGACAGAGCAGUGGUAUUUUCAACAGCUUGCUUGUUGCCGCCCCCCCCCCAAUAAUAUAUUGGUCUACUCUUCAGUGCUUUUAUUUACAGUAAAGGAUAAUAAGCAUUUUUCUGCAAAGCGGAGUCUUGAAGAAGAACAAA
Pogona vitticeps (central bearded dragon) is the source of this 5309-nucleotide messenger RNA. The record is from RefSeq and is a predicted model, not a curated record. NCBI's taxonomy places the organism in Eukaryota, Metazoa, Chordata, Lepidosauria, Squamata, Agamidae.